Messenger RNA from Oncorhynchus kisutch (coho salmon), 2151 nucleotides. It is a transcript of the gene tspan37, whose product is annotated as tetraspanin 37. NCBI's taxonomy places the organism in Eukaryota, Metazoa, Chordata, Actinopteri, Salmoniformes, Salmonidae. Gene Ontology annotation, cellular component: plasma membrane. The record is from RefSeq and is a predicted model, not a curated record. The coding region runs from base 181 to 951 and encodes 256 amino acids. The transcript is spliced from 7 exons.
UAUGCGUGCACACUUUUGAUGUUGAAUUGGUUAACUUUAUUUUUCCGCCUUGUUUUGUUUCUUGAUAUUACAACUUGACAUUCUGCUAUGGUGGAAUGUCUGUGCUGUAUGGAGUAAACCCCGUGACUAAGUAAAUAUAUCACUUCUUCAAAUACACAGAGCACUGCUGUUUGAGAUAAAAUGGGCGAAACAAGACGACGAGCUUUAAAAAUAGUUAUUCAGAUAACUUGCCAACUUCUAUGGGUGGCAGGUCUGGUGGUAGGUCUGAGUGGUAUGUACCUGUUGUUGAACUACAGACACAAUGGCAUCUUCUUCACCCACACAUACAUCAUCCUCCCAGCAUGCCUAGCUCUGGCCAGCGCUACUCUCCUAUUGGCCAGUGGAGGACUGGGCAUCUGGGUGUCCCUCAGAAAGUCAGCCUUGCUGCAGGGUGUGUUUGUCUAUCUGCUGGUUGUGGUUUUCUGCCUGGAGGCAACUGCUGCUGCUCUGGCCUAUGUCAACGCAGGAAAGGUGGACUCAGAGCUGGCUCCCUUCAGUAGUGUUUUUCAAAGAUACACAGGAAGAUGUCAGGACCCAUACUCCGAUGCUGUGGACGCCACACAGAAAGAGUUGCAGUGCUGUGGAAUCUAUGACUACCGUGACUGGUUGGCCACGCCCUGGUUUAACCACAGUGGGCGGGGCAGUGUACCUCACAGCUGCUGUAAUUACACCUACCACACCUGCAACGGUACCCUGGAGCUGCCCGGGCUACUAUAUCCAAAGGGCUGCCAGGUGAAGCUGGAGGAGGCCUUGCUUUUUGUUCUGCAUCUCAUCAUCUGGUCAUCUCUGGCAGUGGCGCUAGUGGAGACUGUAGGGUUUGUGAGUAUGGCUCAGCUGAUGAGGGAGCAGCCUCUGUUGGAGUAUGGAAUACUGGACAGGGAGUAUGGAAUACUGGACAGGGAGUGGGCCUGAACCAGAACCAGAGUCUCAGUCCAGAAUACUUUCUGCCAAUCUACUUUAGAUAUACUAUGUCCUGGACCUUGGUAAAGUUAAUGAUGCUGUGGACCUUAAAGGCAGUCUUUAAAGUGCAGUCAAAAAUUUGAUUUUUUUUUUUCUUCAAUUUUUUUUCUCCAGUGUUUUAUAUCAUAUUUCCACACUGAGGUUGGAAGAAUACUAUGAAAUUGUGAAAACGCUGAUAAUGCCCUUUUAGUGUAAGCGCUGUUUGAACUGCUCUCUAGUGGUGUGUGUGGUUCUAGUUGCCUGUGCAGCUCCAGGGCCCCUAGGGUACCAUUACAGGUAAUUGAUGUAAUCAUCCCCGAUCUUGUUGGUGAAGCUACUUUAAAAGAGUGAUUCUUGCUUUCACUAAACUAAUGUAUACACAUCUGUGAAGGAAGAUGUACUCUAAAAGUGUCCUACACUUCCUUCGUUUCAUAAGGAUCAACUGGAAUAUGUAAUGACCACAAUGUUUUCUUUUUGUUCACUGAUGUAGAUGCUUGUUAAAGAAACCACUCAAUUGUUUUUGCUGGUCAACAUGUCCUGCAGAUGAUAUAUUUAAUGACAUUUUGACACUGCCCUGCAUGUCUUUUGAGUAAUUAACUUGUUGAAACUAUGUUGUGUGGCUAUUGUUUGCUUGUAACUUACCCCUAUGUAGCUGGGUGAUUCUGCAAUUUAGGGCACUUUGGCCCUGCAAGCUUUCAGAAAUGAAAAGUUAUUGAAACACCAUUUUACCAGUAUUAUAAUUCUUUGAUUUGUCUAGAAAAUAUCUGAUAAUGGCUGCUAUCGUCCUAUUCAGGAAUGUACAUAUUUUUCUCAGACAGCCAUAGACACAUUUUAUUUCCAUCACGUCAUUAAACAUCAAUUUUUGUUAAAAAUGAAGUAAUUAAUUUAACACAUUUCUUAUUCAUUUGUGUAUUGAGUAUUUUAAGAGAUUUACGGUUUUCCUAAUAUGAAUAAUUCAACACGACGCCUGAAUUUAUAGACUUGCCUUUGUGACAGCUGGAAAAAGAUAAUAAAAAUAAGAUAUUUCCGCCCAACCUUUUUUUAGAUGAUAAUUACCCUAUAUAAAACAAAUCAAUGUAACUUAUACAUAAUAUACUAAUGUACCUAAAAAUAUAUGGGUGUGGGGGGAAUGACAAGGUGUGGUGGACAUCUAAGUAAAAACCAAAAAAACCU